AUGCAUUUUCCUUCAUUUAACCGGUCACUGAAAAAUCAGUAUUUUUUGCUUGAUGGACUUACAAAAGACCCAACACUUGAAGUUGUCCUCUUCAUUAUCUUCUUGGUUAUAUACAUCUUUACAAUUUUAGGGAACAGUGGAUUAAUUUUUCUGAUCAUAAAAUGCCCUAGUCUACAGACUCCCAUGUAUUUCUUUUUGAAACAUUUAUCUUUCAUAGAUAUGUGUUAUACUUCUGUCAUCAUCCCAAGAACUCUCUACAAUUUUCUUGCUAUGGAGAAAACCAUUACUUUACUGGCAUGUGCUGUUCAGAUGUAUUUUUAUGGAGCCUAUUUUAACACUGAAGCUCUUUUAUUAGCUGCUAUGGCUUAUGACCGUUAUGCAGCAAUAUGCAAACCUUUGAUUUACCAUGUCAUUAUAAAAAGAGAAGUAUGCCAUUUAUUUGUUUGUACAUGCUAUGCAGUUGGCUUCUUUAAUUCUUUUAUACAUACUGGGAACACAUUCAGGCAGACCUACUGCAACUCUCUUAAGAUAUCCCAUUUCUACUGUGAUGUAGCCCCAGUCCUGAAGUUGGCAUGCUCAGAUACCUCUACGACUGAACUUGUCAUUUAUGCUAUUGUAGGAGUGAACUCAUCUGUAUGUGUGGUAACCAUUGCUACAUCAUAUGCCUACAUAUUCUCUGCCAUACUAAGAAUUCAGUCUACACAAGGAAGGCACAAAGCAUUUACAACUUGUUCUUCUCACUUGGUUUCUGUGGGAACAUUAUUCGGAACUCUGAUCUACAUGUACAUGCGCCCAAACUCCAGUUAUUUGAAUGAUCAAGAUAAGGUGGUGUCUGUUUUUUACACAAUGAUAAUCCCUAUGUUAAAUCCAAUCAUUUACAGCUUCAGGAACACAGAUGUGAGGAAAGCAUUUCUGAAAAUGGCAUAA
Xenopus laevis (African clawed frog) is the source of this 927-nucleotide messenger RNA. RefSeq names its product olfactory receptor 1020. Bases 1 to 927 code for a protein of 308 amino acids. Lineage: Eukaryota; Metazoa; Chordata; Amphibia; Anura; Pipidae. The record is from RefSeq and is a predicted model, not a curated record. The transcript has a single exon.